AUGAAAAUGACACUUGUCAAGCAAAAUUUAAACUUUAAAUUGUCUCUGUAUUUAGGUAUUACUCGUCUUUGUUGUGACUCUCGUCGUGCAGUUCGUUCAUCUGCCCUGGGUUAUCUUCAACGAUGUGUUCUAUUACCUGAACUUCAUAUUCUUUCUCCAAUAGAAUGGGAAUCUGUGUUUGAUAAAGUAUUAUUUCCUUUAUUACUUAAAUUACUUGAAACAAUAAAUAUAAAUGAUCAUAUAUAUGGAAUUGAAGAGACACGUGUACGUGUUUCACAAUUAUUAUGCCGAAUAUUUUUACAACAUCUUACACCAUUAUUGACAUUACCAACAUUCACAAAAAUAUGGUUAACUAUUUUAGAUUUUAUGGAUAAAUAUUCCAAAAUAGACCAAACUGAUAUGUUGCGUGAAUCUGUUCGUGAAUCAUUAAAAAAUAUGCUUUUAGUUAUGAAUACAACUGGUUUAUUUGAUGAUAAUCAACCUUUAACAGUGAUUACAAAAGAUAGAAUUCACAAUUUUUUUCCUGGUCUUUGGGAGGAAGUUUUUAAAAUAUCAACACCACCACAAGUACCUUCUCCAACCGUAGAGUCGGUUGUAUUACCUACAACAAGCGGUGAUAGUAAUACUCCAUCGAAUGAAUCAACAACAUCGUUAGUAUCAAAUGAGACAACAAUCAAUGAACCACUUCCUCCAACUAAUGUAUGA
Molecule: messenger RNA, 705 nt
Organism: Rotaria sp. Silwood2
Lineage: Eukaryota; Metazoa; Rotifera; Eurotatoria; Philodinida; Philodinidae
Source: the annotation of a GenBank genome assembly